Messenger RNA from Penicillium hordei, 393 nucleotides. Its product is annotated as Short-chain dehydrogenase/reductase SDR. Bases 1 to 393 code for a protein of 130 amino acids. NCBI's taxonomy places the organism in Eukaryota, Fungi, Ascomycota, Eurotiomycetes, Eurotiales, Aspergillaceae. The transcript has a single exon. The record is from RefSeq and is a predicted model, not a curated record.
AUGGACGCAGCAACUGAAUUAUUAGAUGCAGAAGCCCCUCCCUCUUCUGACCAAACAAACCGACUACGCUUCUAUCCGAGGACAGAUAUCAUUUCUCAGAAGACGGUGCGGGAGACCUUCAGGUCAAUCCUUAGCAAGUCUCCCGUCAUUCACGGACUGAUAAAUUCUGCAGGAAUCUCGCCUCAAACGGCAUCAAUCAUCAACUCCGAUGAGACGUUUGAUACGAUCAUAGCGGUUAACAUCAACGGGGUCGGAACUUCAUACCAAACCGAGGAAGAGAUUCUUGCCACUACUCCUACUGCCUCCGGUAAUUCCUUACCUAUUGAUACACCCGGCAACGGAGCCGGAGUGUCCAUAGUGACAGCCUGUAUAGUUGUGGGAUCAACUGUCUAG